Nezara viridula (southern green stink bug) is the source of this 234-nucleotide messenger RNA. The record is from the annotation of a GenBank genome assembly. Lineage: Eukaryota; Metazoa; Arthropoda; Insecta; Hemiptera; Pentatomidae.
AUGGUCGAUAAAGGCGGUUGUGAGAAUCCGUUAGGAAUGGAAACAGGAGCGAUUCCCGACGAAGCUGUCACAGCCAGCUCAUCCUACGUUCCUAAUGUUGGCGCCAAAAAUGGAAGAGAGAGCUACAUGGAGACUUCGACUAGGGAUUAUCCGGAAUUUACACUCGACAUCAACCGUGCAUUAGCAUGCCACCAUUGGUUGACUCCAUUCGUGUACAGCCAAUCACAUGGUUGA